CGAUCCACUUACAGUCUUACACCCAUACUAAAAUUUGUCAAAAUAAAUACUGGUAGUAAACCGUUGGCAAUUUUUGGCAAAACCCCAAUAGAAGAGUGGGAAGGUUUAUCUCUUCAUUCACAUUUCCCACCAUUUCUUCACAACCUUUUCUGCAACAUCUUCCCUUAACCACUGCGUCUCUUCUUCUCUGACGCUCAUUCUAAUGACAGCAAUAACUUCUCAAUUUCAAUCUUCAUUAAACUUCACCCAACAAUUACACCCCAAUCAUCAUCAUCAAUCUUACUCAAAUCCCAUAAAAUCCACCAUUUACCCAACAAAACCCACCUCCCAAACUCCCAAAAAAAUCAAAACUUUACCUUUGAAAACAAAUUCUGAUGGCAAGAAAUCCACAAAAAACCCAGGAAAAUGGGAGAGAAAGAAGCAAGGCUAUGUAGAUUAUGACAAAGGAGAACAUCAUGUGAGCGAGCACGUGAGUGGUUUGAGGAAGGAUGAUAUUCCUAGAAGGUACAGGAUUAAGGUGCAAGCAGAUAAGUUUCAGAAGGAUUGGUCUAUUACUCAGGUGGUUCAGAAGAUUUUGGCUUUAAAUACUGGGGAUGAUAUUGAGGGUAUUUUGAAUCAUUGGGUUGGCAGGUUUGCUAGGAAGAAUUAUCCUGUUCUAAUUCAGGAGUUGACUCAGUUGGGUUCUAUUGAGCAUGCAAUUCAUGUCUUCAGUUGGAUGAAAAAUCAGAAGAAUUAUUGUGCACGGAAUGACAUAUACAAUAUGAUGAUCAGAUUACAUGCCAGGCAAAAUAAUGUAGAUCAGGCUCGUGGCUUAUUUUUUGAGAUGCAAAAGUGGAAGUGCAAGCCAGAUGCUGAAACCUAUAAUGCUCUCAUCAAUGCCCAUGGUAGAGCUGGUCAAUGGCGUUGGGCUACAAAUAUUAUGGAAGAUAUGCUUCGUGCAGCUAUUCCUCCAAGUCGAUCAACAUAUAAUAACUUGAUCAAUGCGUGUGGAUCUUGUGGAAAUUGGAGAGAGGCUCUUAAAAUCUGCAAACAAAUGACUGAUAAUGGAGUUGGGCCUGACUUGGUAACACACAACAUCAUUUUGUCUUCCUAUAAAACCGGUGCUCAAUAUUCUAAAGCUUUGUCCUAUUUUGAACUUAUGAAAGGGACAAAUAUACGCCCUGACACUACAACUCUUAACAUCGUAAUAUACUGCCUGGCAAAACUUGGUCAUUAUGAGGAAGCUGUUGGUGUUUUAAAAUCUAUGAGAGAGAAGAAAUCUGAGUGUCGCCCUGAUGUAGUAACAUUUACUAGCAUCAUGCAUAUGUACUCCGUUUGUGGGGAAUUUGAGAAUUGCAAGGCUGUGUUUCACAUAAUGCUUGGUGAGGGUCUUAAACCCAAUAUUGUGGCUUACAACACUCUGUUGGGUGCAUAUGCCUCUCAAGGAAUGAGUGAAGAAGCGCUGAAAGUGUUCAAUGAGAUGAAGCAAUAUGGUAUUCGUCCAGAUGUUGUGUCUUACACUUCUCUACUUAAUGCCUAUGGAAGGUCACAAAAACCGAAAAAGGCAAAGGAAGCAUUUGACUUGAUGAAGAAACAUUGCUUGAAGCCAAAUAUCAUUAGUUAUAAUGCACUUAUUGAUGCUUAUGGUUCAAAUGGUUGUUUAGCUGAGGCAGUGGAAGUAUUGCGUGAAAUGGAAAGAGAAGGUAUUCAGCCUAACGUUGUCUCAAUAUCUACUCUUCUGGCAGCAUGUGGUCACUGUUAUGAGAAGGUAGUAAUCGAUUCAGUACUUUCAGCAGCUGAGAAGCGAGGCAUUGAGUUAAAUUUAGUUGCUUAUAGCACAGCAAUUGGAAGCUAUAUGAAUGUUGGAGAAUUUGACAAGGCAUUAUCUCUGUUUAAAGCUAUGAGGGAAAAGAAUGUGAAACCAGACUCUGGCAUAUACAAUGUGCUGAUAAGUGGUUGUUGUAAGGUGUCAAAGUAUGAUCAGGCUAUUAAUUUUCUUAACGAAAUGACAGAUUUGAACAUUCCUGUCACCAAGGAGGUGUACUCCUCUGCUAUCAGUGCCUAUAGUAAGCAGGGACGAUUGGCAGAGGCAGAUUCUAUGUUUACUAGAAUGAAAACAGCUGGUUGUCAACCUGAUGUCAUUACAUAUACAAAAAUGAUUCACGCCUAUAGUGAAGCUGAGAAGUGGGACAAAGCAUGUGCAAUUUUUCAGGAGAUGGAGGCAAAUGAUAUCCAACCUGAUGUUGUCGCCUGUUCAGCUUUGAUGAGGGCAUUCAAUAAAGGAAGUCAACCAGCUAAAGUUCUUAUCUUACUGGAGUAUAUGAAAGAAAAAAACCUUCCACUUAGUAAUGCCGUGCACUUUGAAGUCUUAUCUGCCUGUAGCUUGCUUCGGGAUUGUGAAACGGCAAUCAAUCUGAUUAAUGUGAUGGAACCUACAUUCCUUAAAAUCUCUACUGGUUUUCUGAAUCACCUGUUGCAAUUUCUUGGAAAAUCUGGGAAAAUGGAGGCAAUGAUGAAGUUGUUUCUUAAGAUAGUAGCAUCAGGUUCAGAGAUCAACUUUUCUACCUAUUCAACCUUGUUGAAAAAUCUUCUGGCGGCUGGAAAUUGGAGAAAGUACGUUGAGGUUUUGCAAUGGAUGGAAGAAGCAGGACUUCAACCUUCAGUUGCAAUGUACCGGGAUGUGUUGUACUUUGCUCAAAGAAGCGGUGGCUCUGACCUUGCUGCAGUCAUUCAAGAGCGUAUAGAUUCCUUGAAAAGUAGGCCUCAAAACCUGGCUUCACGAAACCAGGUGUGCAGUUCGUCACUUUCAGCAUCAGAGUUGACAGAGGAAUGUGAACUUCAUCCCCAAAUAGCAACAUAAAUCUGUGCAAUUUGUUCAAAGUUAUAGUACGAAAGACUGAAGGAUAUGCUCAGUUUAGGUCAAUUUUGUAUAUUGGUCAAUAUUGUAUAUUGGUUUUACCUGUGUCACUGUCAUAUAUUCCAAGUCUGUAGGCUGCUCGCGUUUUUCCAUCAUAUGGAUCUUUUAGUAAAUAUUUGUAAUUAUAGAUCUUUUUGUAAAUUUUUUUGAUUAUGGCUGCAAUAUAUCUUUCCUCUUAUUUUUCAGGGAAAUUGCAGUUGACAAGACUAGUAGAAAUACAAAAA
Chenopodium quinoa (quinoa) is the source of this 3120-nucleotide messenger RNA. Its product is annotated as pentatricopeptide repeat-containing protein At2g41720-like. The record is from RefSeq and is a predicted model, not a curated record. Lineage: Eukaryota; Viridiplantae; Streptophyta; Magnoliopsida; Caryophyllales; Amaranthaceae. Gene Ontology annotation, molecular function: protein binding. The transcript is spliced from 10 exons. Bases 203 to 2839 code for a protein of 878 amino acids.